Molecule: messenger RNA, 1090 nt
Organism: Labeo rohita (rohu)
Lineage: Eukaryota; Metazoa; Chordata; Actinopteri; Cypriniformes; Cyprinidae
Gene: npffl
Product: neuropeptide FF-amide peptide precursor like
Exons: 3
Coding region: 459-860 (133 amino acids)
Molecular function (GO): neuropeptide hormone activity
Source: RefSeq, a predicted model, not a curated record
GCUGCACAUCUACCAUAGUAGCAUCGCUGUAGGCAUGUACAACAUUAUAUUAUAGUCACAUACGUCUGGGGGUUGAGCAUCAGUCACUGAGAUAGUUGGGAAUAUUAACAGAUUAAGACUCCAUGAUUUCAGUCACAUUAGGUAUCUUCAGAUUCAUGAAGUGUUUUUGACCAUGUCAUCAGAGCCUCACUUUUCCUGAUUGAUAUGAGGAAAGCAGGAGCUGGCCAGUGUAUUGGGAGUGUAUCUGCUGAUCUGUUAAUGAGAUUUAAUAACCGUGCUGACCUCCUGUGGGAUCCAUCAUACAGACCUCACCAAUCCCAGCAUCACAGAUGGACCCUCAUCGGUCUCUGUGGACAAACGUUCUCUGUAUAUAAGAGUCUCCACACCUGCUCCACACACACCAUAAAACCAGUACUGGUACGUAUGUGCAGAUACUGAACUGGUCCAACGGCUGCGUAAUGAUGGAAGCUGGCGUGUGGUUCAUGCUGCUGGGCGUGCUGCUGGUCAUGACUGAUAUGGGCCAGUCCAUUCCGAAAGAUGACAUGCUGGAGCAGAGCAAACUCCUGCUGGAAUCACGUGAGGAUGCAGACAGCGACAACAUGCUGGAGAGUCGAGGGGCCACUGAGGAGCAGAUGGAUCAUCUGCUGGAGGAUCGUCUUCUGGUGGAAAUGUUGCGCUCUUUACUUCACGGCUCUCAGAGAUACGAACGCAACCCUUCAGUCCUGCACCAGCCGCAGCGGUUUGGUCGGGGAGCUCGGAGCGGCUUGUCCACAGAGGAAAGGAUACAGUCUCGGGACUGGGAGACGGUUCCCGGACAGAUAUGGAGCAUGGCGGUGCCACAAAGAUUUGGCAAAAAAUAACACGAACCCAUCGUAAAAAACUGAAUGCGGUGUUUAGAGUCUUGUAAUUAUUAGAUCUAAUUCGUAUGUAAGCAUCUCAUUCAAGUUCUCCCAUUUUAGUAUCACUACUAAGCUCCAACAGAAUUGGUCGGUCUUCUGUGCAAUUGCAUCAAGGAUGGUAAUUGUAACACACUAAAACAAUAAUGUUUAAAUGUAGUAAUCAUAUUUCAUACGUUUUGUAUGAGUGGGAA